GUGUUUUUCCUGAGUUGGUGACUACGCUGUGGAGGAACUUCUUGGAUAUGAAGCUGUCAUUAACUCUAGCACACUGCUCAGGGACAUGUCUGCUGCUGCUGGUGUCAAACCUGCUCCUGUGGGAGAAUGUGGCCUCCAUGCCACAGACCCAGUUGCCCGCUAAGGACCUGUAUGGACGUGUGAUCUUCCUGUCUCAUUGCAACCAUAACCUAGCCACACAAGUAUACUUUGAGUUUGUAGAAAAAAUUGCCAGGAGAAGUGGGAACAUGGGCAUGAUGUUUGUCAUGUGCCACACAGCUUCCAUCCCAACUCCAGAGAACCGUGAACAAGUGCAGAGGACAAAAACCGAAGAUCUUCUGAAAAUGAUCAUCAGAAUUUCACUUGCCUGGGAAGAACCCCUGAAAGUCCUGGGGCAGGAGCUGGCUGCUCUUCCAGGAGCUUCUGAUGGGAUGCUGUCAAACAUCAAGACCUUGGAGGAAAGAAAUGAAGCCAUUGUAGAGGGAACGGAGACCAUUCUCAGCAGGCUUCAGCCUGGAGCUGUGGAAAAGGAGUAUGUCGCCUGGUCGGGAAAGAAUGACCUGCAGUCUGCUGAUGCAAGGACUCGAGUUGCUGCUCUAAGGAACGUGCUCCGCUGCCUGCGCAGGGACACACAUAAGAUUGACAAUUUCUUCAAGGUCCUCAAGUGCCGAGUCGUCCGUAACAAUAACUCCUAAUCGCAUCUCCAAUGCCAUCAACUCCUAAGAUGUCCUGAUGGUUCAGCCCUUCAGAGCUUCUUUGAAUCGUUACCCUUUGGGUCAUGCACGAGUGUAAUGUAGUUCUUCUUAAGAAAUAAAAACUGAUUAUAUUCAA
Molecule: messenger RNA, 849 nt
Organism: Nannospalax galili (Upper Galilee mountains blind mole rat)
Lineage: Eukaryota; Metazoa; Chordata; Mammalia; Rodentia; Spalacidae
Product: prolactin-3B1-like
Exons: 5
Coding region: 48-713 (221 amino acids)
Biological process (GO): mammary gland development; positive regulation of receptor signaling pathway via JAK-STAT; positive regulation of cell population proliferation
Cellular component (GO): extracellular region
Molecular function (GO): prolactin receptor binding; hormone activity
Source: RefSeq, a predicted model, not a curated record